This is a messenger RNA of Phlebotomus argentipes, 657 nucleotides long. RefSeq lists its product as uncharacterized. The transcript is spliced from 3 exons. Bases 10 to 621 code for a protein of 203 amino acids. The record is from RefSeq and is a predicted model, not a curated record. Gene Ontology annotation, molecular function: prothoracicotrophic hormone activity. NCBI's taxonomy places the organism in Eukaryota, Metazoa, Arthropoda, Insecta, Diptera, Psychodidae.
UCUAUCAACAUGGGAUCACUGCUUCUCGCCACUCUCGCUGUUGCUGUUGUCGCGGGUAGUGCUCUCAACUCACCCAUUCAUGGAAGUGCUGAGGAUUCGUUUGACUAUCCGGCAGUUAGGCCACCGCCAGGACUCCAGUGCGACGCCUCGGAUUCCGCCUGCAUCGCAGCCUUGCUCGAACAGGUGCCAGAGAAGAAGUCCUCCAGAGACGACAAGUUCAAUUUCCUAUCGCUCAUCACAGGCAAGGAUGUCGCCGGGAAGGAGAUGGAGAAACGCAAAGACUACACAGAGACUGAAUUCAAAUCCCACUAUCUGCCUUCGUGCGCUUGCCAGACCAAAUACGACGUAAUUGACAUGGGCUUCAACAGCUUCCCGCGGUAUCUCAUGAAUGCAGUGUGCCUGAAUCGCGAGGACAGCUCCCGGAAGUGCUGGCGCGGUUCGCGCUGCAAAGAGGUGCCCUUCAAGGUGCACAUCCUCACGCACCGCACCAACCAGAACACCCUCAGCGAUGAGCGCUUCGACGAUGACGCAGCCACUUCUUCCCUGCUUCCGGAAUCUCUGCGCUCGUUGUGGCGCGUGAGGAUCUACUGGAUAGCGGCCACGUGCCAAUGUGCACAGUAAAUGAAAUCCUGACUCAAUACACGAUUCCAUAAGAUC